This is a messenger RNA of Bombina bombina (fire-bellied toad), 927 nucleotides long. RefSeq names its product olfactory receptor 5V1-like. Bases 1 to 927 code for a protein of 308 amino acids. Gene Ontology annotation, cellular component: membrane. The transcript has a single exon. Gene Ontology annotation, biological process: G protein-coupled receptor signaling pathway. The record is from RefSeq and is a predicted model, not a curated record. Lineage: Eukaryota; Metazoa; Chordata; Amphibia; Anura; Bombinatoridae. Gene Ontology annotation, molecular function: olfactory receptor activity; G protein-coupled receptor activity.
AUGGUUAUCAACCAAACCUAUUUUGUGGAAUUUAUUAUUUUGGGAUUAACAGAUCUCUCAGACCUCAAAUAUUUUCUUUUUUGCGCUCUCCUUCUUAUUUAUGUACUUACUCUGGCAGGAAACAUAUCCAUCAUCCUGGUAACGCAAGGGGAUAAGCAUCUCCACAAGCCAAUGUACUUCUUUUUGUGCAAUCUGUCUUUCCUGGAUAUUUGUUAUACAUCAACCACAAUGCCGAAAAUGCUGCAAACUCUUAUAGCAAAGAAGAGAACAAUUUUAUUUAAGAGCUGUGUAAUUCAACUGUAUUUAUUUCUGGCCUUUGUGGGUACUGAGUGUGUUCUUCUUGGAAUUAUGUCCUAUGACCGUUUUGUGGCCAUAUGUAACCCUCUUAGAUAUUCUGUUAUUAUGAGUCAUAAAGUUUGUAUUCAUCUGGCAGCCACCUCCUGGCUGAGUGGCCUAUUGAAUUCUAUAAUCCAUACAGUUUCUACUUUUCAUCUUCAGUUCUGUAAAUCUAACAAGAUCAAUUAUUUCUAUUGUGAUAUACCUCCACUCCUAUCACUUGCCUGUGAUGAUACAUCUGUUAAUGAAUUUUUGUUGCUUUUCAUUGGGGUUUUUAUAGGGUGGACUCCAUUUUUAUGCAUCAUUGUGUCCUAUAUAUACAUUAUUGUAACUAUAAUGAAAAUCAGGUCUACUGAAGGAAGAAAGAAAGCUUUCUCUACAUGUGUUUCCCAUCUUACAGUGGUUGUUUUAUAUUAUGGUAGUUCAAUCUUUAACUAUGUAAGACCAAUAUCUACUUAUUCUUUAGGCAAGGAUAGAGUUAUAUCUGCCUUAUAUAGUGUUGUGACCCCUAUGUUAAACCCACUGAUAUACACAUUUAAAAACCAGGAUGUAAAAAAAGCAAUGUACAGGUAUUUUGUAUACCAAAGAUGA